Chrysoperla carnea is the source of this 631-nucleotide messenger RNA. Its product is annotated as centrosomal protein 43-like. The coding region runs from base 53 to 631 and encodes 192 amino acids. The transcript has 4 exons. The record is from RefSeq and is a predicted model, not a curated record. Gene Ontology annotation, biological process: microtubule anchoring. Gene Ontology annotation, cellular component: centrosome. Lineage: Eukaryota; Metazoa; Arthropoda; Insecta; Neuroptera; Chrysopidae.
AAAUAAACUAACCUCGAAUUUUUGUUUGCUUUUUUUAAAAAAACAAUUAAAUAUGUCGUUGGAAGAAGACUCCGAAUUACGGGAUUUAGUUGUUAAAUCAUUAGAAUCUAAUGGUAUUCUAGCCAAAUUGAAGGCACAAUUACGAGCGAGUAUAUUUAUCGCCUUAGAAGAGGAAAAUUCUAUUCAGGAUAAAAUUCCAUACACUAAUAAUAAAUUAAAAAAUUUCCUCGAACAUAAACAAGGAAAACUAUUAUUUUUAUUAAUUAAGGACACAUUAGAAUAUUUUGAUUUAGAUUAUACAAAAUCUGUAUUUGAUGCAGAAACACGUUUAAAUGAUUCAUCACUUGAUCAUUCAGACAUAUCAAAAGAAUUUAACAUCGAAACAACGACCAAUGAACCAUUAUUUAAAAUUGUAUCAAGUUCACCGACUGUAUCAGAUAAAUUAGAUAAAGUAAAACCGUUUAGUAGUUUAUCAUCGUUAGGAGAUUUACCACCUUUAAAUAUUAAUAAAAAUCGUAAUGAUCCGAUAUUAUUACCAUCAUUAUAUUCAAAAGAACGAAAAUAUAGUUCAGAUUCACAAAGUUGUGAUGAAAGUAUUGAUAUGGAUAAUAUUAAGAGUCAUAGUUCUUGA